GAAAAAACUAAAAAGAUUCGUAGAAUCUCUCACCGGCGUACGAGUACGAAUUCUUUACAUGCAAGAAAGAAACGCCGACAAUUAAUCAACCACCCAUCAGAAGCGAAACGUGGCAGCUAUGUCGCUCGAUUCAUGUCCUCCUCGUUUUCUGAUUAGAUUGACACGUUUAACUCUAUGCCUCCAUUUUUCACUUUAUUAUUCAGUGAGGUCAGCUUCGUUCUGUAACUCGGCAGCUAUUAUCAUUCGACCCGAUCGCUUUCUCGCUGACACCGAGACAUCCAUGGUUAAAAUGAUGAGACCUUUUAAGAAAUUAUUCAAAACCUUUGGAAACAAAUUCAAGGUUCAUUCAAAAUUUAUUGUUCAGGAUGGAGGGGAGAGUAACAAAUGUUCAGCUGAUGCUGCACCUUUUAAAUGCACAUUGAAGUUGCUAGGUGCUGGUUUUUUUAAUGAUGAAAAGGUGGUGGAAAUUGCUAAAGGUGCAGAGGAAUUUAAUCUGCCCAUUAGUGAAGCUAAUCGGAGACUAGUUGCUUCUGAGAAUGGAGGGUUGCAUAAUCCAUCUUGUUUAGUUUUUAAUCCGGAGUGGGGUAAUGAGCAUGUGAAAAAUGCUGAUAAAAGAUUUAAGUAUCCUGCUCUAUCUGGCAUACAGAAGCCUACGAGCGAAGAAGAUAUUGCAUUUAUGAGCGUGCUUGAAUUAGGAGAACUCAUUAGGACGAAGCAGAUCACAUCUCAGGAGCUUGUACGGAUUUUUUUGGAGAGAUUAAAGAGGUACAAUCUUGUUCUUGAAGCUGUUGUAAGUUACACUGACGAAUUAGCUUAUAAGCAAGCAAGAGAAGCAGAUGAAUUGCUUGCUAAAGGAGUAUAUUUAGGACCUCUGCAUGGGAUUCCGUAUGGUCUGAAGGAUAUCAUUGCAGUACCUGAAUACAAGACAACAUGGGGUUCUGGAACUUUUAAAGAUCAAGUUCUAAAUAUUGAAGCUUGGGUUUACAAGAGGUUGAAGUCUGCUGGGGCAGUUCUUGUUGCAAAGCUUGCUAGCGGAUCACUGGCAUAUGAUGACAUCUGGUUUGGGGGCAGAACAAGGAACCCGUGGAACAUUGAGGAAUUUUCAACUGGUUCAUCAUGUGGCCCUGCUGCCAGCACCUCAGCUGGUAUAGUUCCAUUUGCUAUUGGCUCAGAAACAACUGGCUCCAUCACAUACCCUGCAUCUCGCUGUGGUGUGACAGCACUGCGUCCAACUUUUGGUACCGUUGGUCGAACUGGUGUGAUGAGCAUAUCAGAAAGUCUGGAUAAGCUUGGCCCUCUCUGUAGAAGUGCUGCAGAUUGCUCGAUUAUUCUGGAUGUUAUUCGAGGGAAGGAUCCAGAUGAUCUUUCUUCUAGAGAAAUUCUUCUCGAUGAUCCAUUUUCUGUUGACAUUACGCAGCUUACUGUUGGAUAUAUGGAUGAUGCUGAAAUGGAGGUUGUACACGUACUCGAGAAAAAAGGUGUUCAUAUGGUUCCUUUCAAACUGAAUUACUCUGUUGACUCCGUCCAAGGUAUUUUAAAUUUCACCAUGGAUGUUGAUAUGCUGGCUCACUUUGAUAACUGGCAACGCAAUGGCCUGGAUGAUGCUUAUGAAGCUCAAGACCAAUGGCCCGUUGAGUUGCGUCGUGCACGUGUGAUUUCAGCAGUCGAUUAUAUGCAGGCACAAAGGGCCCGAGGAAAAUUAAUCCAGGAAGUAAAAAAGAGUUUCACAGUGGACGCAUUUAUCGGUAAUGUAACCGACUGGGAAAAAGUUUGCUUGGGAAAUCUAGUGGGUCUGCCUGUAAUUGUUGUUCCAACAGGAUUUAAAAAUAUAUCAAAUCCACCGUCUGAGGGAAGUCGAAGAAGAACCACUAUCACCACCGGCAUAUACGCUCGUCCUAGCCACGAUCACAUAGCUCUGGCAUUAGCAAUGGCUUACCAGUCAGUCACGGAUCACCACAAGCAGCGGCCACCGAUCGAUAAUCUCGGGCCAAGCGACAAGAUACCCGAUCCACCUACAGUGACUAUCCCUCCUAGGUUGUUGCAUCUGUAAAGGUUGUGCAAUCCCAGUUUGUUACAGGAUUGUUGUUGAUAUGGUCGUAGAAUGUAGUAUUUCUGUGCAAAGUAAGGUGGCUCAAAUCUGUAAUUAUAUUGUAAAUAUGAUGUGGGUUCAGGGUAAUAUUGAAGAAUUAUGCGUGUAGGGAAGUAAAUAAAAUAGGAUAGAUUAAGUGUUAAUCUACAGAAAAGAAAUGUAUAGCUUCAAGAUUCCUAUUUUGGGAUGUACAGCUGAAGGAAAUAUUCCUCUUGGUCUGCUUGUUAAAUCAAUGGUAAAGAAGAAUUUUCUUUCUUCUUUA
This is a messenger RNA of Mercurialis annua (annual mercury), 2351 nucleotides long. RefSeq lists its product as uncharacterized. NCBI's taxonomy places the organism in Eukaryota, Viridiplantae, Streptophyta, Magnoliopsida, Malpighiales, Euphorbiaceae. The transcript is spliced from 13 exons. The coding region runs from base 119 to 2050 and encodes 643 amino acids. Gene Ontology annotation, molecular function: catalytic activity. The record is from RefSeq and is a predicted model, not a curated record.